Alternaria alternata is the source of this 3168-nucleotide messenger RNA. RefSeq lists its product as hypothetical. The transcript has 5 exons. NCBI's taxonomy places the organism in Eukaryota, Fungi, Ascomycota, Dothideomycetes, Pleosporales, Pleosporaceae. The record is from RefSeq and is a predicted model, not a curated record. Gene Ontology annotation, molecular function: mannosyl-glycoprotein endo-beta-N-acetylglucosaminidase activity. The coding region runs from base 1 to 3168 and encodes 1055 amino acids. Gene Ontology annotation, cellular component: cytoplasm. Gene Ontology annotation, biological process: protein deglycosylation.
AUGGCCCAUCUGCUUGGUUGGAAAGACAUUCUUAGGCCAAUCCGCGAUGGAUACCGCCAUCUCUUUCCUACCCCCGACACUGGGCCAACGCCUGAAGAGCGACGCAGACAGCGCCAAGUAGAUCGCCUGAAGGGCUUCGCCUACUUCGAUACAUUCGAGCAGUUGGAGUCGUGGAAGGAAGACGAUUCUGAUCCGCUGCAACGAGCCAACACGCCGCUGCUACGCGGGACCGACGGCAUUGAGAGGGGCGGCGUCGUCAAAGUCCCCGUUCUAUUAAUCCAUGACUACUCUGGCAAUUACCAUGACUACGAAAGCAUCAACGCUGUUGACGUGGACAGAGAGUUUUAUUCGUGUGAAUACCUCCAGUUUGUUGAUACCUUCAUUUACUUCUCGCAUAAGUUGGCUUGCGUUCCGCCGCCUACAUGGGUCAAUUUGCUUCAUAGAAAUGGCGUCGAGGUGUUAGGAACGCUGUUGAUUGAGCCGCAGACUGAGGGUUCGGAACGUUUGUUACAGCAUACGUUUGACCAAGCCGGAGAGAUGCACUUCCCCAUGGCGAAGAAACUAGCUAGCAUCGCGACGCACUUUGGCUUCGAUGGCUGGCUAGUCAACAUCGAGAAGCCGUUUCCAAGCGAAUCGUGGAGUGCAAAGCUUCUCGAAGCUUUCCUGCUCCAGUUGAAAGCCAACCUAGGAGUCGGUCUUGACCCCAAGUCAGCUGGCAAGCGGCUCAUAUGGUACGACGCCCUCACCACCUCCAACAAAAUCUCUUACCAGAACCAAGUCAACAACUCCAACAUGGACUUUGCCUGUGCAUGCAGCAACAUACUCACAAACUAUUGCUGGAAAGAUAUUGACGUCUCCGAAUCAUUAAAGUGGAGCUUGUACAGCAAACUCCUACCCAAGGGAAACAUCUACUUCGGUGUGGAUGUCUGGGCACAAAACAAGUCUGAUUUCAGGCAUCCACGCGUUACAUGGCCAGAGGUUGGAGGUGGAGGUACCAAUACCGGGAUGGCUGUUAGGAAAAUAGCCGACUAUUGCUUGUCAGUAGGUAUUUUUGCGCCUGCGUGGUCGUUUGAGCAUUUUCCAGAUCAUGGACGCCAUCUUGAACGUGCUGUCUGGGAAGGUGAAUCGCUGCCAGACAACAUCCAGUGUAGUUGCGGAGAUUGCGAGUUUCGGCAUCCGCUGAACAGAGAGUGGCCCAUUUUGCGUACGGCGAAGGAGCGCGUGGCGGGCUCAGAGCACCUAUUCUACACGGAUUUUAGUCGUGCUUUCGGAACAUAUCGAGAAAAGGCAAACGACAGGUUUGAUGGCCACGACAUACACGCACAACUAGGCCAGCAAUCCGUACUGCCCCGUCCAGCCAUUCUCGCACCUGGUUCGGGAGCCGUCACACUCUCACACCGCAUCGAAAAUGAACAAAAUAGCCACAUCCUAGUAAUCACCGCCACACAGAACCGCCCAACCGAUCCGGAAACGAUAGAAGAACACCUUCCCCUCUAUAAACUUGACAUGCCCGCAGACGGCUCCCUCCAUCUUUCUGCCGUACCAAGCCCCGCAUCCCCAUCCUACAUAACCCCACAAACAACAGAUGCGGUCAUAAGCAUCUAUUUCAAAACCACGCAAGGGACUCACUACCUCCCCUCACCUUUGUCCAGCGAUCCACAACGAUUAAUCGACCAAGUACCCAACGCCCGUAUCCGCGAACUAGGCGGUGUAUGCGUUGGAGUUUUGUAUUCGUCACGACCAUCGCCACGGAUUGGGACAUUUUUGCUUGCUCGGCAGCUUCACGCAACAAUUACCAUGUCAGGUCCGGCGAAACGCAAAGCCGAGAAGGACAUAUCGCCGCUGAAAGCGAAGAAGACAAGUAUAGAGACAAAAACAAGGACGGUAGUUCCUGCGUAUCAUCUCACCCCAUCAAGACAGGAUGAGUCUGGAGAUAUUGUAUGGCCCGCGAGAAAAGAGCAGAUUGAACGCGCUCGAGAAAUCAUCAGAAACUGCGCCUCAGCCCAGAAGCCAACCGUCAUCCUCCCUGACAAGGAUGCAGACGGACUCUCAUCUGGCGCCAUACUUCACCAUACCCUCACAGCUCUAGGUCUACGACCUGAUCUCAUAUCCGUAUAUUUCCCACCAAAAGGCUCGAACGUACAUGAUGAAAGUACAAAGGAAGCUUUGACAAAACUAUCUCCAUCAUACAUCUUCAUACUAGACCAAGGCAGCAGGAAAACGCCGCCAGUCGUCGACUUGCCGCAUACAUGCCUCGUCGUAGACCACCACUUUGCCGACGAAGGAGGAUUUCCAAAAGAUAGUGAUUACGUGACAGCUCACGACUGUCCGCCUGUUGCGACUAGUGCGCUGUUGACGUACACAAUCUGCUUACCACUCCAUCCGGAUCUCAACGACAAAGUGUCUUGGUUGUGUGCACUAGGGACCCACGGCGACCUGGGUAGCAGCAUAAAAUGGGAACCCCCUUUCCCCGACCUAACCGCGACUUUCAAAUCCCAUUCAAAGAAAUCCAUCAACGACGCCGUAGCCCUAGUCAACGCACCACGGCGGUCGGCAGCCUACAACGUGCAGGAUGCCUGGGAUGCCGUCAUAUCUGCCACCAAUCCCUUGGACAUUGCAAAGAAUGAAAAGCUUCACACCGCUUCCCUGGAAGUACGCCGUGAGACGGAGCGAUGCACACAUACGCCCCCCAAAUUCUCAGCCGACGCUACAAUCGCCGUUCUCACGAUAUCUUCUGCCGCGCAGAUUCAUCCUGUCAUUGCUACAAGAUGGUCUGGGACGCUCAAGUCGAAUAAGUUGGAGGUUGUCAUGUGCGCGAAUGAAGGCUAUCUUGCUGAUAAAGUCAACUUUUCGUGUCGUGUUGCCAAGUGUGCGCGGGCGAGGGGAGGAGAGGACAAAGUCGACAUCAUCAGCAAGCUAGAGAGCAUAGUUGCUGACAAUUCUGAGCUGAGAAGUAGGUUGGGUGAAAGCUUCGCAAGAGGGCAUAAAGAGGCUAGUGGGGGUAUCGUGGGGAAGGGAGAGUGGGAAGAGUUUAAGAAGUUGAUGGGUAUUGGAGAAGCGGCGAAGAAGAAGGCGGAUGCUAAGAAAGAGAAGGAGAAGCCUGCACAGAAGAAUACCUUGGCGAACUAUUUCGCGAAGAAAGAGAAGGUAAAGGUAGAGGGUGCGUGA